ACCCUUUGUAUUCUAGAAGAUUCUUGGCCAUUCUUGAAUAAACUUGUCAAUUGUCAUUGUUCUUCUUUAAAGAUUAGUGGAUACUUUAUAGCUCUGGCUUGUUUUUUGAAAGAAUUAUAGAGAAAUGUUUGGCCUACUAGCCUCUGGACGCUUGGUAGAUACUAAUAUUCAAGAUGCUGGUGGAGGGCAGUUUUACUUCACGCUGGAGCAAGUUGAAGGUCUUAACCACAUUGUCGUCUUCCUUACCGGUCAAGUUCCUUUCUCCGAGGGUUUUGCUGGCGGUAUAUAUUUUGGUGUCUCAACCGACCUGGGAGGGAUAGCCUGGCAAUAUUUGGGUUUCAUAUCAAACGAGAAACCCAGCGCCAUUUUUAAAAUAUCAAACGUCAAGCCGUCGCCUUCUGCCGCCAAUCCUUUUGGUGAAGCCAUGAUGGCUAGCCUUGAAGACAUGAGUUCUACUACAGCACUUGUUGGGAUAUUAGUGGAGCCAGCUGCCCACAUUGCACAGCUUACUCCAGCUUCAAACACUCAGGCAACUAGCAUGGACUCAUUUACAGAGUUUUCUACCAAAAUGGUCGAGAAUUUCUUCAAUUAUGCAUCGUCCUUUGCUGUUCUCCCAGCUCAGACUCCAAUCAAUCCAAUGGAGAACUAUGUCCCUCUUAGUGUCCUCCAGUCCUGGUACGAGACUUUCGCCAGACGACUACAAGCUAAUCCUAACUAUUGGAAAACACUUUAAAAUUUUUGUGUUUCAGUCAUUGAUGUAGCAGUAUUUGAUUUUUUAUCCAACUGUACAUGAAUUGCAAAAAA
Amphimedon queenslandica is the source of this 804-nucleotide messenger RNA. Its product is annotated as protein Hikeshi-like. Gene Ontology annotation, cellular component: nucleus; cytosol. The transcript is spliced from 2 exons. Gene Ontology annotation, biological process: protein import into nucleus. Gene Ontology annotation, molecular function: Hsp70 protein binding; nuclear import signal receptor activity. Bases 125 to 733 code for a protein of 202 amino acids. The record is from RefSeq and is a predicted model, not a curated record. Lineage: Eukaryota; Metazoa; Porifera; Demospongiae; Haplosclerida; Niphatidae.